Molecule: messenger RNA, 938 nt
Organism: Daphnia carinata
Lineage: Eukaryota; Metazoa; Arthropoda; Branchiopoda; Diplostraca; Daphniidae
Product: transcription factor E2F4-like
Exons: 6
Coding region: 45-908 (287 amino acids)
Biological process (GO): regulation of transcription by RNA polymerase II
Cellular component (GO): RNA polymerase II transcription regulator complex
Molecular function (GO): DNA-binding transcription factor activity, RNA polymerase II-specific; RNA polymerase II cis-regulatory region sequence-specific DNA binding; protein dimerization activity
Source: RefSeq, a predicted model, not a curated record
GUGGCGCGUCGUUUUCGUUUUCAAUAUACGUUUGGGUUUUCAACAUGGCGGACUUAAACGCGGCCAGCCGAUUUGAAAAAUCGUUAGGUUUGUUGACAACACGUUUCGUAAAUCUUUUGCAAGAAGCUCGCGAUGGGGUGUUGGAUCUGAAAGUGGCCGCGGAUACCUUGGCCGUCAGACAGAAACGGCGUAUUUAUGAUAUCACAAAUGUUCUAGAAGGAAUAGGACUAAUAGAAAAGAAGAGUAAAAACAGUAUACAAUGGAGAGGGGCAGGCCCUGGAUGCAAUACUCAAGAGAUCGGAGAAAAACUUGCUCAGUUGAGGAAUGAAGUAGCAUCAUUAGAUACAUUAGAAAAAAACCUAGACCAGCACAAGCAGUGGAUACAGCAAAGCUUUCGUAACACAAGUGAAGAUAGUGUCAACAGUCGAUUAGCAUACAUCACUCAUGACGAUCUUUGCUCAAGCUUUGAAGGUGAUACCUUAUUAGCCAUCAGAGCACCACCACAUACUCACCUAGAAGUUCCCAUUCCAGAAGAAGACCAGAUUCCCUUACAGAAACGUCAGUAUCAGAUCCAUCUGAAAUCACAAACAGUUCCCAUUCACGUUCUGCUGGUGAAUAAGGAUAAUGAAGGCACUAGUCCGAUUGCUGUACCUGUACCUCCCCCGAAACGGUUCUUAACGGAAACGCGGCGUUCGCCACGCAAGUCUCAAUCUCAAGAUCAGCAAGAACCGGCUUUAAAGCCGAUGCAGUCAUCUGGAGCCGAUGCAGAUGACACCGAAAUGGAGGAACUUGUGUCUGAUUCGUUCCUCCGAUUAAGUCCUCCUCCCAGUGAGAGGGACUAUUACUUCCACCUUGAUGAAAAUGAGGGUCUUACCGAUCUAUUUGACAUGCCCAUCUCGUCUUUCUGAUCCCGCAUGCUGCAUAGCUGACCCUAGCUA